Molecule: messenger RNA, 2842 nt
Organism: Hippocampus comes (tiger tail seahorse)
Lineage: Eukaryota; Metazoa; Chordata; Actinopteri; Syngnathiformes; Syngnathidae
Gene: casp2
Product: caspase 2, apoptosis-related cysteine peptidase
Exons: 12
Coding region: 148-1563 (471 amino acids)
Biological process (GO): regulation of apoptotic process; proteolysis
Molecular function (GO): cysteine-type endopeptidase activity
Source: RefSeq, a predicted model, not a curated record
GCGCUGCCCUCGGCGGCUUCGGCUCUGCAGCAACAGGUGCAUUCACAAAAGUGAAAUUCCUCAUUGGCUUCUUCUUCUUGUGGAAAGUCAGGUCAAAAGUGCAUCGAUCAAUGAGGAAUAAAGCCUCACCCCGCCGCCCUCCUGGAUAUGUCCAGGCUGUCAACACCAAGCAAGAUGCGGGAGUGUGGCAUGCUGGAGAUGCACCGAGUCGCUCUGCGGAGUGCUUCUUUGUGCAAGCAGCUGGUAGUUGAUGAGCUGCUCAUUCAGUUUCUGCUGGAGGACAACAUCCUCACCGAUAGCAUGGCUGAGGGCAUCCUGGCCGAGCAAACGUCCCAGAAGCGAAGCUGGCGUCUGCUGCUGCUCCUGCCCAAGCGAGGCCCGCGAGCCUUCGGCAGCUUCUGCUCAGCACUGAGAGAAACCGAGCAGCGGCACCUGUGCGAGCUGCUCGCGCUGUCGCAGGAGAAGGAUGGCAAAGAGACACAACCCGAGGAGGAGUGCGAAAGACGGGCGGGACGGCAGCUCAUUCAGACAUCGGAGAGGAGGAGAGAGAGAUAUGGCGACUCCUCUCUUCCAUUUUCCACCCAGGAGGAAAUCGAAGCCAAACGGGCGAGGACACACGAGUACAUGGAGUACAGCCUGGAUGCAGACAGCCCCAUCACCGCUCCUGUGCUCCCUUGCACGCAUGACCUCUACCUCUCGCAAUGCCUCAAGUCCUAUGUAAUGACCUCAUCCCCGCGCGGUUUAGCGCUGGUGAUCAGCAACGUGACGUUUGACCCGCGCACCGCGGCCGACCUUGACCCCAGGAAGGGAGGCGAGGUGGACGAAGAGGUGCUCCGGAAGCUUUUUGCAGAUCUGGACUAUGCGGUGACGGUCCGCAGGGAUCUGACGGCCGAGGAAAUGAGAAGUUGCAUCGAGACCUUCAGCAGGCGCCCGGAGCACCGCACGGUGCACAGCUGCGUGGUUUGUCUGCUCUCCCACGGCAAGGAAGGAGCUGUGUACGGCACCGACGGCCAGCUCCUGCAGCUUCAGUGGGUGUUUGAGGCCUUCGACAACGUCCGCUGCCCGCUGCUACAGAACAAACCAAAGAUGUUUCUCAUCCAAGCCUGCAGAGGAGAGCAGCUGGACUGCGGAGUGGAGCAGGUGGAUGGGCCAGGAAGGACCAGCUCACCCAGCUGUGAAGAGCGGGAUGCCGGGCGAGAAGGCCCCCCGGCCGCUGGCGCUCGACAGGGAGGAGACCUCGGACUGCCCAGGAUUAAACUGCCCCAGCGCUCUGACAUGAUAUGCGGCUUUGCCUCUCUCAAAGGUCAGAGAAUUUGCACGGCGGCCAUGCGCAACACCAAGCGAGGAUCCUGGUUCAUCCAGGAGCUCAACUCUGCCCUCCGCCUCCACGCCAGAGACACCCACAUGGCGGACAUCCUGGUGCAGGUCAACGGGCGGAUCAAAGAGCGCGAGGGUUACGCCCCCGGCACGCCCUACCAUCGCUGCAAAGAGAUGUCCGAGUUCACCAGCUCGCUGUGCAAAGACCUCUACUUUUUCCCCAAAUACCAGCCCCACUCUUCAUAAUGCACUUUCACACACACACACACACACACACACACACACACACACACACACGCCGUCCCCGCGAGUGUGCUCACACGUCCCCUCAUUCCAAGCGUAUUACUGCCACACACUUUUGCAUUCCAGUGUUACAGGCUGACACACACACACACACACACACACACACACACACACACACACACACACACACACAUACAAACUGGCAUCCAAACAUUUAUUCAUUCACAUUUUUUAUGUUGACACUGCCUCAGCAAAAUUCACUCAGCGAUGUUGGUGAGCUUAUGCUAAUCGACAUGUUUGACAUCUCACCGCGUAGAAAAAUUGAGCCGUGUGUCGGGGGCGUUAAUCCCCUUGUGUGGCUAUAAUUGUAAAAUGUAUUUUCUACACAGAUCUAUUUUUGUUUUGUACAAAUUUAUUUUUGAAGGUUUUUGUAAAUUAACCCCAGCGUUUUAAUGUGUUUGUUCAGCUUCACCGUCAGUUGUCAUGUUGCAGUCCACAGUAGUGAGAGGCAGAGGGCAGCAUUGAGCAAUAAGGUUAGUGCAGAAGUGCCCCCGCCCCCACCCCUCACCUCCACACCAAAUAGGAAGUGCUCCAACAUUCCAGAACGUUUCCUACUGUGAUGACGGUGUCACCUUUUAUUCAGCUAAAUCCCUCUGACCUGCUUUUACUUCUGAGACAAUUGUUUGUGUUGUAAAUAUUUCCUUUUAAACAGUAAACAUCAGGGGAAUGCAAGCGUGCUACUCCUCGGGCCUUCCGCCCACAGUGUGAACUUUGAUCUUUACGCCAAUGCUGACACCGAAUCGCGCUUCUCUUUUAGCAUUGAUAUUUUCUGUUAUCGAUGGGAUAUAGUGACAAAAGUACAUCUCACGUCUUCCGGAGAGUUUAAAGAAAUGUGCAGUUUAUUGGAUAAAUAAUGAGUUGUGUUCACAGUACCAUCAAUGACCACCCAGCAUUUGUCAAUGCUGGGUGGUCAUUGAUGUUUCCCAGAAAAGCCACAGAGGCAACGUGUUUUUGGUUACAGUGUUGUGGAGAACCAUACUACAAAACAGUAUUGAGUUGUGACCAGAGAGGCUCUACAAAGCGCUGCUUUCAUGUGUUCUUCUUGAGUAUUGGUUUUAAUGAUUGGAAAAGAGAAUGGUGAAGGGGUCACCGCACAGCAAGAGGAUGUGAUUUGCUGCCAAACUCUUGUGCGGGGACGGGAGGGGGGGAGGAUUUAUUUCUGUCAUCGCUGAUGACUGCCAAGUCUUCCGUACAAUAAACAAGCUAAUGUGCAUCAACGAGA